AUGUCCUCAGUGGGGAAGGUGACCCACAUUCCCAGCGGGAAUGUCUACCAGCAGAUCUUCGAGGCUGAGGUACAGCUGGUCCACUCCCUGGCAUCCACCAGGAAGCGAACUAUGGAGCGUUCCAUGGCCCCAAAGGAUGGCAGGAAGCUCUUGAUGACGAAGAUGGAUAUUCGUGAAGGGGAGAUGAUGUCUCCUCGGCAGCGGAAGUGGGCGCACAGCCUACCCAAUGACUGGGUCACAGAAAACCCUGUUCUCUACAGGGAAAAAGAAAUAGCCAAGAAGGAGAAAGCUCAAGAGAGUGAGAACAGCACUGCUGCCAGAGAAGUGCGGGGCCUCCCAGACGCCCCCGUUCCUGAGAGGUUCAGCACCAUCACCCUUCAAGGGCGAGAGGAUUACAAGAGGAGGAGCUAUGAGAGUGCUCUGGCCAGCUUUAAGGAGGAGAUCGAUCAGAUUGGGAUGGAAAUGGAACCUCUCAUCGUGGAGCCAGGAGCCCGUCUUUUAAAAAAGCUGGCUGAGUCUGACGAAGACAUCAACAAUCUCUUCGAAAAGGUGGAAAACGACAGCAAGCUUGAAGACUACACCAUCCAAACCCUGUUGGAGCUGCGGGAUCAGGUGGCCGAGAAGUUCCUGCUCCAGAAGCAGGAGAUCAAGGAGCUGGAUAAGACGCUGCACUCUCUUGAGUUCUCCCGGGCAGAUAAACUAAAAAGUGUGUUGAAGAAAUAUGUGGAAAUCAUAGAGAAAACUUCCUACCUCAUGCAGCCCGACGUGUACAGGCUGAUCAAUAAAGAAGCCACGAUCAUAAACCACGCCCUGCUGGGCAACCGGAGGGCCCUCGCCCAGCUGUUUGUCAACCUGAUGGAGGCCGCGCUGCAGCAGGAGCUCGAUGGCCACCGCCGCUGGCAGGGCCUGGUGGAUGCCUGGAAGGCUCUCAAGAAGGAGGACCUGGUGCAGGGUUUCAGUGAGUUCAUGGCCAGUGAAAGGAUCCAGACUCCUCCAGCUGUGCAGAUGGAGCUGGAGACCAUGUUUAAGAACCAGAGCGCCCUGCAGCAAAAGCGGCUGGACCAUCUCUGCACCAUCUGUGACCUCCUGCCCCCCAAUUACAGCAAAGCUCAGCUGACUGAAUGGCGUUCUACUCUCAACUCCCUGAAUAAGCACCUCGACGCCUACCACGUGGAUUGCAUGAUGCGGAUCCGCUUGCAGUAUGAGAAGACCUGGCAGGAGUGCCUGGCCCAAGUGCAGAAGUGCAAGAAGCAGCUGCUGGACUGGAAGGCCUUCACUGAGGAGGAAGCAGAGAGCCUGGUGAGCCCGUCCUUCUUCCAGAUGGUGGGAAAUCUCCAGAGCAAGGCGGAGGAGGAGCUGGAGGCCUUGGAUAAAUCCUUCGAGGCCGUGGCGAAGCAGACAGAGCGGCAGAACUCAGAUCUCUUCAGCUAUUUCCAGGAGGCUGUGCAGCUGUGGGAGGUACAUCGGAGCAUGCUGUUGAUGCAGGAGCUGGAGCUCGAGAAGAGGAUGGAGCAGCAGCGGCAGAAGCACAGCCGCGAGAACCAGGCCCAGGAGGCUCACCUCGAUAAGCUCUUGGACCAACUGAGGCAGCAAAGCUGUGAGAAUACCCUGAAGUUACACCUGGUAAAGGCCAAAGAUUUUCUGAAGAAUAUGAAAUGCAGGUAUGAGAGUUCUCAUGGCCUCCUGACAAAGGAAGUGAUGGAAUACCCAGCGAUCAUACUGAAGGAACUCAACUCCUACAGCUCUACCCUCAGCCGACACUUCUGUGUUCGUGAAAUCUUUGAACAGAACCUGGAGGGUGAAGUCAUCUUCCGACUGAGGGCACCAGAACCACAUGAAAAGCAAUUCCAGGAGAGAAGGAGAAAACUGAGGGGAAAACAAAGGCCUAAAGCAGACGCGAGCAAAGGUGAGGAAAGCUUAAGUAGGGGAACGAGUUCCCUCAGGCCAGUGGAAGAGAUAGAAGAAGUAGAAGAUCAAGAAAUCGAGUCCCCCACCACUCAAGAGGUGGUAGUAAGCCCACAGGAAAAGUCUGUACUGAGUGAAGAGAUGGAUGAGUCCAGAGGGGACUCUAUUCCGGGAUUAGAAGAAAUGCAUGUUGAAAGAGACAGCUCCUUAAAAUCACCCCCGAACCAAGCAAACAUGAUGGUUCCUGAAGAAGAAGAGGAGGAGAAAAAGGAAAAGGUGGAGGAGGAGAGGGAGGAAGAGGAGGAAGAAGAGGAAGAGCGUGAGAGUUCAUCUGUGGGUGAGGUCAGAGCCCAGGAAGAGAGUCUGGGAGCGGUCUCCCAUGAGGAAAUGGAGUCCUUCACAACGUCCAGUGGGACCACUUACUUUGUCUUCCUGCCCCUGGAACAAGAAGAGAGUAGCAAGAGGCCCCAUUCCAACCUUUCUGCCAUUCUCUUCAAUGACACUUCCAGUGCCAAGGUCCUAGAACAAGUGAUCAUUCCAUCCAGACUAGUUUUAGAAAUUAAGAAACAGCUUCGAGCUGGCUUUUUUGAGCACUUAGAGAAGUGGUUUGACGAAUGUGCCCUCAAUGCCCGGGUCAUCGUGGCCACCAAGAUUGAUGAGCUGGAUUCAGAACUGGAGCUGCGUCUGCACCUGCACCAGCCAAGAGCCCAGCUCAUUGAAAAGGACAUCCACAACGUCAGGGCAGCCGAACUCUUGCUUCACCAAGAGCGGCUGGACAGCCACUGUGCGGGGGUGAUGGAGAUGCUGAGGAAGGAGAGGAGGAUGUUCUGCCAGUUCCAAGAGGAGCAGAACAUGAGGAGCAAAGACUUCCAGCGCAAGAUUUGCGACAUGGAGCACAUCUUCUUGAACGCCACCAAGAGCCAGAAGCUGGUCACUCUCAGCAGCACUCUGCACCAGGAACUGCUCAGCUACGUCGACGUCGUCCAGGUGUCCCUGCGCAGCUUCCGCCAGUACCUGGAGGAGAGCCUGGGCAAGCUUCGCUACACCAACGUUGAGUUUGUCAGGCACUGCAGAUUGUUCUCAGAGGGAGGCAACUUUUCUUCUGAAGAAAUUGACUCACUGUGUCAUCGACUGGAGAAGGAAGCUGCCCGGAUAGAGUUUGUUGAAAAUUUAAUCAUGAUCAGGAUGGAGAAGAUGGAGAGCGAGUACCUGGACCAGGCUAAUGAUAUCAUCAACAAGUUUGAAAGUAAAUUCCAUAACCUGUCUGUGGACCUUAUUUUCAUAGAGAAAAUCCAGCGGUUGCUGACAAAUCUGCAAGUGAAAAUCAAGUGCGAGGUUGCAAAAUCCAAUUUGCAAGCAGAUGGAUUAAAUUCUUCUCUGGAGCAGCUUCAAAGCAAGGUGCAAAUGUGCCGAAGCUCAAGGGGAGAUGAAAAAAUAGUGACCACAGAAGACCUCCUUGGCCUUGUUCGAACUUGGAAAGAAAAACUGAGCCCGAGGAUUCAGUAUCUCAACUGCAAGCUGAACAUGGUAUCUGUGACUCAAGUGGUCCUUACCGACAACAUCUUGACCAACCUGGUGGUAGAGAGUGACAUCCUGGUGUCUUCAGAAGCCCAUGAAGAAGAGGCCAAGGUAGACAUUGUCACCCCCGAGUCCUUCACCCAGCCAAGCCGCAUGGGGAAGUCCCUGAUUGAAGACCCAGCUGUGGAGGUGGUCAGGAGGAUCCUGCAAUUUCCUGACUCCAAAUGUCCAACCCAGCAGUGUGACAAAGAGCGGUCCCAAACAGGCUUGAAGCGACUGCGGAGCCGGGUAGACAACUCCGUGAAGAAGGGCUUGUCCACUGCCAGUGCCACCUUGGCAGCGAGCCUCCAGUGCACUGACACACCUUUGCCCCACAGCAUCACACGGUACACCAAGCCCAACAGACUAGAUAGAAAGUACCAGGUGCUCGGAGACAAGCCACCUCCUCCGGCGGAGGAUUUUAAAGGCAUCAUCCUGAGCCUCCUCUGGGAGAGCAACGAGCACCUGCUGACCAUGGUGGAGGAGUUUUACCACAAAGACAAGCACUCAAUCACCAGGCCCGACUGCAUGUACGGAACCUUUGACCAGUGCGCAGAGAACAUCUGCAGGAAGAUCCUGGUGUACCACAGCCAGGCUGACGAGUACCACAACUCCUGCCUCAUAGAAUUACGGGCCCAGAUGAGGAGAUUUGAGGAGCUAUUGCCCCAGGUGUGUUGGCUGGUGAUGGAAAAUUUCAAGGAGCACCACUGGAAAAAAUAUUGCACCUCCACCAAAGAGAUCCGGGGACAGUUCUUGAAUUAUCAGGAACAGCUGGAGAGAAGGAAGGAUGAAAAUGCCCAGAAGCUCCACCCAAAUCUUGGACACCCCGCACAUCUCCAAGAAAUGGAGUCUCUGUGUCAAGUGGAAGAGAAAAGGCAGGAAGAUUUGGACACCUUGAUUGCGGUGACCAGGGAGCAGCUGGAGGAGUUCAUCCGGAAGUACAGCCGGUUUUUCAUAGCCAGCUUGGCCACCUUCACUGAGAAGUUCCUGCUGCAGUUGGAUGAGGUGGUCACCAUUGACGAUGUCCAGGUUGCAAAGAUGGAGCCCCCGAAACAGAAAACAUCAAUCCUAAUACGGAGGAAACUCAACGGGCUCUCCCUGGAGGAAGAGAGUGAGAAGCCCCUGAUUGAACGAGGGAGCAGGAAGUGGCCAGGAAUCAAACCCACCGAAGUCACCAUCCAACACAAGAUUCUCCUCCAGAAAACACCAUCAAUCACCACCACCAAAACGACCCUGGGCCACCUGGCAUCCGUGGAAGCUCGAGAUGCUAUCUAUUUGAAAUAUUUAGCGUCAUUGGAAGAGGAGUUGAAGAAGAUCCAGGAUGACAGCACACUGCAGGUGAAGGAGGCUCAGCGCUGGAAGGACAGCUGGAAGCGCUCUGUGCACACCAUCCAGGACCUGUACUUGUGACACCCUCAACCCACUCCCAAUAAAGGCUUAUUUUGUGUGGACUCCUCAUC
Molecule: messenger RNA, 4922 nt
Organism: Lagenorhynchus albirostris (white-beaked dolphin)
Lineage: Eukaryota; Metazoa; Chordata; Mammalia; Artiodactyla; Delphinidae
Gene: CCDC180
Product: coiled-coil domain containing 180
Exons: 37
Coding region: 1-4872 (1623 amino acids)
Source: RefSeq, a predicted model, not a curated record